This is a messenger RNA of Pteronotus mesoamericanus, 1423 nucleotides long. RefSeq names its product osteomodulin (gene OMD). NCBI's taxonomy places the organism in Eukaryota, Metazoa, Chordata, Mammalia, Chiroptera, Mormoopidae. The transcript is spliced from 3 exons. Gene Ontology annotation, molecular function: protein binding. The coding region runs from base 158 to 1423 and encodes 421 amino acids. The record is from RefSeq and is a predicted model, not a curated record.
ACAGUGACUCAAGAGACAGACCUAUUUAAACAUACAGUUACUGAGGAUUUUUAAGAGACUCAGUUAAAGAAUUUAGGAAUCUUUGAUUCAUUUACAGGACUUGCAAAUUCAUCACCCCUUGAAAACUACAGCAAACUCAACAGGACAAAAAGAGACUAUGGGCUUAAGUCCAGUAUGUAUACUUUUCUUCUUGUUUGGAGUCAAAGUAUAUUGCCAAUAUGAAAGUUAUCAAUGGGAUGAAGAUUAUGACCAAGAGCCAGAUGAUGUUUACCAACCAGAAUUCCACUUCCAUCAAAAUGUGGACUAUGGAGUGCCUUUUCACCAGCAUACUUUAGGCUGUGCCAGUGAGUGCUUCUGCCCACCUAACUUUCCAUCAUCAAUGUACUGUGAUAAUCGCAAACUCCAGAGUAUACCAAAUAUUCCAGCACACAUUCAGCAAGUCUACCUUCAGUUCAAUGAAAUUGAAGCUGUGACUGCAGAUUCAUUCGUCAAUGCAACUCAUCUUAAAGAAAUCAAUCUCAGUCACAAUAAAAUCAAAUCUCAAAAGAUUGAUCACGGUGUGUUUGCUAAGUUGUCAAAUCUACUACAACUUCACCUAGAGCAUAACAAUUUAGAAGAAUUUCCGUAUCCUCUUCCUAAGUCUUUGGAAAGACUUCUUCUUGGUUACAAUGAAAUCUCCAGACUGCAAACAAAUGCCAUGGAUGGGCUAGUAAACUUGACUAUGCUUGAUCUCUGUUGUAAUCAUCUUGAUGAUUCUAUGUUACAAGAAAAAAACCUUGUCAAACUGGAAAAAUUAAUGCAGCUCAACCUAUGUAACAACAGAUUAGAAUCAAUGCCUCCUGGUUUGCCUUCUUCACUUAUGUAUUUGUCUUUAGAAAAUAAUUCAAUUUCUUCUAUACCAGAAAAUUACUUCAAUGAACUUCCAAAACUUCAUGCUCUAAGAAUGUCACACAACAAACUACAAGACAUCCCACAUAAUAUUUUUAAUCUUUCCAACCUUGCAGAACUCAAUGUUGGACACAACAAACUGAAGCAAGCAUUCUAUAUUCCAAGAAAUUUAGAACAUCUAUACCUAGAAAAUAAUGAAAUUGAAAAUAUCAAUGUUACAGUGAUGUGUCCAUCUAUUGACCCACUAUAUUACCACCACUUAACAUACAUUCGUGUGGACCAAAAUAAGCUAAGAGAACCUAUUAGCUCAUACAUUUUCCUCUGCUUCCCUCAUAUACAUAGUAUUUAUUAUGGUGAACAAAGAAGCAUUAAUGGUCAAACAAUACAGCUGAAGACACAAGUUUUAGGGAGAUUUCAAGAUGAUGCUGAUAGUGAAGAUCAUGAUGAUCGUCAUGAAGUUUCAGAACAAGAAGAAACAGAAGAAAACAUUGACCCUCACUAUUAUGGGAGUCAAGAAUGGCAAGAAAUUCUGUAG